GUUCCUCGGUUUUCUGUCGCACAGUGGACAUGUCCAGGUUUACAGUGCUUACUCUGGCCCUGUGUCUGUCCGGCGUGGCUGUUUGCUUCGUCCGGCCGUCUCUCUCCGCCGCAGCCCCGCCGCAGCCCUGCGCAGCUCCGCUACAAUGGGAGGGACGAACGGUGCAGUACGACCACAACACCGGGAGGAAUACGCGGGCGGUGGUCUCGUAUGACGGACAGAACCAGCGUCUGAGGGUGCUGGAGGAGAAGAGGAAACACACACCGUGUAAGAGGUACUUUGAAUACAUCUUCCUGUUCAACAGUGGGGUGCUCUUCCAGAUUGAGCAAGUUACUAAAACCUGUGCUAAGCUUAAUUUAACUGAGGAAUGGGACCCAUAUGACAUCCCGAUGAACUCCACUUAUGAGGAUCAGUACUUCAUUGGGGGACCAGGAGAUAUGAUCGAGGUUCAAGAGUGGUCUGACAGAAAGCCAGCUCGUAAACAUGAGACCUGGGUGGGUGUGUACACCUUGAAAGACUGCUACCCUGUACAGGAGACUUACACUAAGAACAGCAGCAUGACCACAUCCACACGCUUCUUUGACUUGGCGCUGGGCAUUAGCGACCCUGGGGUCUUCGUCCCACCCAGCAGCUGCCUGUCUGCUAUACCUGAACGUAUGGCCUCUGACUGCUGAACCUCUGGUUCCUGCACAACCACCUGUCUGCACUCUGCACAGGCGAAUGAUGGAUGUGGCAAACACGGCUUUCUAGAGGGAAAACUAUAUUGAGCUAAUGUUUAAGAGAAAAAAUGGAGUGUAUACCUAUUUACUGAUGAAGCAUAAUUGUAGCUUUUGCACAAAUAACCAUAUAUGUAUACAGUAAUGAAAAUGAUGGCACGUUUAUAUAGCAGUUCUAAUGUUUUAAGUUUUAUUUAUUUUAUAUAAGGCAUACAAAAUUGUGUGCAUCCACUUUAAACAUAGAAGCACAUUCUGGUCAGCAUUCAAAGCAUGCAAAGCCAGCAGUUCAGGUCGAUACACACUACUUAAAUUUUAUACUGAUCACUACUGUUUUUUUAUUUAUUAUUAUUGGUAAUGGAGUAAUUUGUAACUCAGCUGCUAUCAUUAGAAUUCUAAAUUCUGUCCUGUGUGAUUGCUGGGCAGUGUUGCAAAGCUAUAUAUCCAUGACGCAACAUAAUAAAACCAGUUGCCAGAAAUGA
This is a messenger RNA of Pygocentrus nattereri (red-bellied piranha), 1195 nucleotides long. It is a transcript of the gene epdr1, whose product is annotated as ependymin related 1. Gene Ontology annotation, biological process: cell-matrix adhesion. The coding region runs from base 30 to 674 and encodes 214 amino acids. Gene Ontology annotation, cellular component: extracellular region; lysosome. NCBI's taxonomy places the organism in Eukaryota, Metazoa, Chordata, Actinopteri, Characiformes, Serrasalmidae. The transcript is spliced from 3 exons. Gene Ontology annotation, molecular function: calcium ion binding. The record is from RefSeq and is a predicted model, not a curated record.